Musca vetustissima is the source of this 1609-nucleotide messenger RNA. Its product is annotated as histone deacetylase HDAC1. Bases 65 to 1519 code for a protein of 484 amino acids. The transcript has 5 exons. NCBI's taxonomy places the organism in Eukaryota, Metazoa, Arthropoda, Insecta, Diptera, Muscidae. Gene Ontology annotation, molecular function: histone deacetylase activity. The record is from RefSeq and is a predicted model, not a curated record.
CUAAAAAAAAAUAGUGGAAAUCAAUUUACUCCAAACGUAGAGAAAACAAAACAAAUUCAUCAUCAUGCAGUCUGCACAUAGUAAAAAAAGAGUUUGCUAUUAUUAUGACAGUGAUAUUGGUAACUAUUACUAUGGCCAGGGACAUCCCAUGAAACCUCAUCGUAUACGUAUGACCCAUAAUCUGUUGCUCAACUACGGGCUCUAUAGAAAAAUGGAGAUUUAUCGUCCACACAAAGCCACUGCCGAUGAAAUGACCAAAUUUCAUUCAGAUGAAUAUGUUCGCUUCCUACGUUCCAUACGACCCGACAAUAUGACCGAAUAUAACAAACAAAUGCAACGAUUUAAUGUUGGCGAGGAUUGUCCCGUCUUCGAUGGUCUCUAUGAGUUCUGUCAACUUUCUGCGGGUGGUUCUGUUGCUGCUGCCGUUAAAUUGAACAAACAAGCCUCCGAAAUUUGCAUCAAUUGGGGUGGUGGUCUGCAUCAUGCCAAAAAAUCGGAAGCCUCCGGUUUUUGUUAUGUCAACGAUAUUGUUUUGGGUAUAUUGGAGUUAUUGAAAUAUCAUCAGCGUGUUCUUUAUAUUGAUAUCGAUGUGCAUCAUGGUGAUGGUGUGGAAGAAGCAUUCUACACAACAGAUCGUGUUAUGACGGUUAGUUUUCAUAAAUAUGGUGAAUAUUUCCCUGGCACAGGAGACUUACGUGAUAUUGGUGCCGGUAAGGGUAAAUAUUAUGCGGUUAAUAUACCGCUGCGUGAUGGCAUGGACGAUGAAGCCUAUGAAUCGAUAUUUGAACCAAUCAUAUCAAAAGUUAUGGAAACUUUCCAACCGGCUGCUGUUGUGUUACAAUGUGGUGCUGAUUCAUUGACCGGUGAUCGUUUGGGAUGUUUCAAUCUCACCGUUAAAGGUCACGGUCGUUGUGUGGAAUUCGUAAAGAAAUAUAAUCUGCCGUUCUUAAUGGUUGGUGGUGGUGGCUAUACAAUUCGUAAUGUAUCUCGCUGUUGGACCUAUGAAACAUCGGUGGCAUUGGGUGUGGAAAUUGCUAAUGAAUUACCCUAUAAUGAUUACUUUGAAUACUUUGGUCCAGACUUUAAAUUACACAUUAGUCCUAGCAAUAUGACAAAUCAAAAUACAACAGAAUAUUUGGAAAAAAUUAGAAAUCGUCUCUUUGAAAACUUGCGUAUGUUGCCACAUGCACCCGGUGUGCAAAUUCAAGCGAUACCCGAAGAUGCAAUCAACGAUGAAUCCGAAGAUGAAGAUAAAGUUGACAAAGAUGAACGAUUAACACAGGCCGACAAAGAUAAACGUAUUGUGCCUGACAAUGAAUUCUCAGAUUCCGAAGAUGAAGGUGAGGGCGGUCGAAGAGAUAAUCGUUCCUACAAGGGUCAAAGAAAACGGCCACGUCUCGACAAAGAAGGAAAGGCAACAGAGAAUACGGAAGCCAAAGAUGACAAAGAGAAAAUGGACACAACAGAAACCGAAGAACCUGCUAAAACUGAGGAUGGCAAAAAGGAGAACAACAUAUGACGUGGUGGUCGUAAUUGGUUAUAGAAACCAAUCAAACGUUCAUCGAAGUUUAAGCCUAAUUUAACGUAGCGUUUAUUUAAUUUGUAAUUU